AUGAAAAUUAACUCUGAAUUAAUAUAAGGAUCACAUCAUUUCAUAAAUCCAUUAAAUGAAAGAUAGCUUGAUCUAAGAGGUAUUAAUAAAUUUUAUUUAAAUCUUAUAGCAAAGAAAAUUACAGCCAUUGAAAAUUUAGGAGCUACAUUGGUAUCAAGAUUCUUUUAUGUAGGAUUUUUUUGAUCACAUUGAUUUAGGGGAUAAUGAUAUCAAAAAAUUAGGAAAUCUAACCUUAUUAAAAAGGUAUUUCUUAUUAAUAACAAAAGACUCAAGACACUCAAUUUAUCUAACAAUAGAAUCACUAAAUUGACUGAUGUUUCUGAUUCUUUACCUAAUAUUGAAAAUCUAAUCUUAAUGAAUAAUAGGUUAACUGAUAUCAAUGAAUUAUAUCAAUUAAAACAUUGUAAAAAACUCAAAAGAUUAAUUUUGCAUGGAAAUCUCAUUACUUAAUAACCUGAUUAUAGAUAUAAAGUUAUUGCAAUUUUACCUAAUUUAAAAAUUCUUGAUUUCAAUAAAGUUACUCAAUCAGUUAUUAUAUUAUUUAAAUCCAUUUUAGGAACGAUAAAAAGCUGAAGAAUCUUUUAAACCUGAUGAAUUGACUGAUUAUAUGAAUUUAAUUAAUUUAAAAGAUGCUACUUUAGAUAAAGAACACAUUAAAAAAUUGCUAGAGAAUGCUAAAACAUUCGAUUAAAUUAACUAAUUAGAAAUGUUGCUUAAAUAAUAAUAAGUUAAAAAUCUAUCUAUUAUUAAUGAGUAGUGA
Messenger RNA from Paramecium sonneborni, 760 nucleotides. The record is from the annotation of a GenBank genome assembly. Lineage: Eukaryota; Ciliophora; Oligohymenophorea; Peniculida; Parameciidae.